Molecule: messenger RNA, 855 nt
Organism: Prorocentrum cordatum
Lineage: Eukaryota; Dinophyceae; Prorocentrales; Prorocentraceae
Source: the annotation of a GenBank genome assembly
CUGGUGCCGGGCACGCCGCGCCCCCUGUCGGGCCUGCUGGCCGUGGCGCUGUGCGCCCCGGGCAUGUUUCAGCCGGGCCUGAAGAAGGUGGUGAUCUUCUCGAAGAUCUCCCUGGGCUGCGCCAUCUGCUUCGUGCUGGUGCUUCUGACGCUGGCGCUCUCGCCCACGCCCGUUGGCGCUCAGCCGCUCGAGCAGGAGAUCUGGCGGCCCGACCAGAUGUUCGUGGCGUGGCCGAUCUUCGGGUACAUGUUCGCCGUGCAGCCCAGCGGGAUGAUCAUCCUCUCCAGGCUGGAAGCCAGGGGGCGCCAGCCCGACCACAUGGACGAGGACAGCGCUGCCGACCUGCGAGAGGCACGCGCCCGCGUGACCCUGAACGGCUACGUCGUCUCCAUCGUCAUCGGCUACGUCAUCGGCGUCAGCUCAUACAAAAGGUUCGGCGAGCACACGCAAGGCAACAUCAUCCGGAGCAUCCACGACUCCCCCGAGGGCCUGCUGCCUGGCUGCGUCGUGCUGCUCCAGCUGAGCUCGGCGGUGAUGCUGCUGUGCUCGGCGGCCUUCGUCAUGGUGUCCUUCCGCUUCGCCGUCGUGGAGGUCAUGCGGCUCGUGGGCGUGCCGCUGCCGCCGGCGGGCGAGGACAUCCCGACGCAGCUGAGGCAUCGGAUCACCUGCGGAGUCCUCUGUGGCAUGUGCGUUGUGUCGAUGGCGUGCGACGACAUAUCCAUAGUGUACCGGGCGAUCGGGUCGGUCGCCACCCAGUUCUUUGCGUUGAUCCUUCCCGGGGCGUUCUCGAUCCGACUCGGGCAGGGCAUGGCAGUACGGAAGAUGUGGGGACCUCUGCUGAUCACUAUCUUGGGG